This is a messenger RNA of Cydia splendana, 3647 nucleotides long. It is a transcript of the gene lig, whose product is annotated as protein lingerer. Lineage: Eukaryota; Metazoa; Arthropoda; Insecta; Lepidoptera; Tortricidae. Gene Ontology annotation, cellular component: cytoplasm; nucleus. Gene Ontology annotation, molecular function: protein binding. The transcript has 28 exons. The record is from RefSeq and is a predicted model, not a curated record. Bases 464 to 3214 code for a protein of 916 amino acids.
GUCAUAAAAGAGACUGUCUGUCAUUUUGAUACCAAGAAAGCUGCUUCAAGAAUGGCGUCCCCCACAUGUGCCGCUGGUAUUCAGUUUCGCGCUGAACGGGAUAGGAUUCGAUGACGCGUGCUCCUUGAAUCGUGGAAAAGUGCUGCUAUCGCAAUUCUGCGUGGUUUCCGUAGGAAGCCGACGCGCAUCCUCGUUUUUCGUGUAUCGCCCUUGCGCUCCACUUGCAAUGAAUCAUUGUCCCGAUUUCUGCUUAAAGAAGCUGAAUAUUUCUGUAUUUCGUCGCUAGUGCUGAUCCGGAAGUAGACGUUGUAGUUUGAAUGAGUUUAUUGCAGUGUUGUGAUGGGUAAAAGUUGUAGUUUGUAGUAAAUUUACACAAGUGUUUUGUUUAUAAAUUUGCCGCUCCUACACCGCCACGGACGCUGCUUGUAAAUAGAGGCUGUAAAUAUAAUUAUAGCAGAUAAAGAUGAGUUUGGGAGCACGCGCCACCAAGGGUGGUGCGAAGGGGAAGGACAAAGCCCAGGACAAGGCCAAGGGCGUCGACAAACCACCGGCCAAGGAGAAGGUCAAACAACAGCUACAGGCAACCACAGAACAGAUGCGUAUGGCAAACAUGAUCGACCGCAAAAGCGACGACUCCACGGACGUCCGAAGAAUGGUGCUAGAGCUGAUGGAGAUGACAUGUCGCACUGAGGAGGAGGUGUGUUCGGCGCUGCACGACUCGGACAACGACAUGGUCGCCGCCUGUAACCUACUGCUGGAGGAGAGUCAGCGAAUACAGGGCGAAUGGCAGACAAAUGAAAAGAAGAAGAAAAAGCCACCUGCCGCCGCCGGCAACGGCGAGCCCGAGCCCCCGCGCGAGCGAGAGGCGCGUGAGCCUAGAGAACGGUCUGGCGCGCCGCGUCCACGUCGCGGGGAGGCGGAGGCGCGCGGGCGGGGCCGCGGCGCGGCGCGGGGGCGCGCGCGCGGCGCCCGGCGCGGCGCGCCCGGCCGCCCGCGCCCGCCGCGCGGCGAGCUCGGCGAGCGGGGCGAGCACGGCAACAACAUAUCAGACUCAUUCCCCAGCGCGGAAGACUGGGACAACGAGGAGUGGUCAGGAUCUCUGUCGGACACCAAGGUGUUCACGCCCAGCACCGCGACCGGCGGCGACGACGCGCCCGUCCCAGUCACCACGCAGGAGGAGUGUUGGGACACGCCCGCGGCGAACGGCGCCGAGCACAUUCCCAGCUACAGCUACAGUCGCGUGCCAGAGCCGAGGGCGCCCGUGUUGCAGCCGACGAUCAGCCAGGCGGCGCACGCGCACGCGCACGCGGCGGCGCCCAGCGCCUCGCCCGCGCCCGCCGCGCCGCCCGCCGAGCCGCAGCCGCCCCGACACCAGCCAAUGGGUAUGUCGGGGUCGCUGUCCGCGGCGCAGUCGCAGUACCUGUCGCAACUCACUCAGCAAUCGCAACGGCAUGACAACAGUGUAUAUUCGUCAAAUUAUGGUGUUUACGGUUCUUCAGAUAUUACGAGUCAAAGGAAACCACAGCGAGCGAGGGUGCCUCCUCCUUCCAAGAUCCCGUCGUCGGCGGUGGAGAUGCCGGGCGGCGAGGGCGGCGCCAUGUUCCUGGACGUGCAGUUCGGCGCGCUGGAGCCCGACCUCACCGAGCCCGCGCCGCCGCCCCUGGCGCAGGCCGCCCCGCCGCCGCCCCAGCACCCGCCCCAGGCCGCCCCGGCCGCCACCCAGCCCGCGCAACCGCCCAAACCGCUCCCCACGGCCGUGACGGCGGCGCCCGAGCCGGCGCCGGCGCCCGCGCACGAGCCCGCCGAGCCCAGCGUCACGUACGCCAACACCAACAGUAUGUUACCGGAGAGUUUAGCGCCAGAACCAGUCCCCGCACCGGCAGAACCUGCCCCGCCACAGCCUAACAGUCUAGAGAAGCAGCUAACGGCAGCGAUGAAGCAGCUGGCCGUGUCCGCGGGCGACGCGCCGCAGGCCGCGCCGCAGCUGCACCGACACAAGGCUAUGGGCCAACAGAACGUGUACGCACACCACGCCGCGGCGGCGCACCACCCACCAGUAUACGGAGCCAACGUCUACGCGCCACAGCAGGCAAGUUCAACAAACGCGUCGCUAACGACCGGCAUGUCGGCGCCGGCGUACGGCUCCGCGGCCGCGCUCACACAGUACCAGCCGAUGAUCAACUCCUACCAGCAGACGUCAUCGUCAGCGGGAGUGUACGCGGGCAGUGCGCUAUACACGUACCAGCCCAGUCAACAGGCCAAACUACCCACUAAGGACAACACGCCACAGUAUGACAACUCCGUAGCAUCUAAUAGCAAUAGUUUAACAAACACGUCAACCACACAGAGCUCAACCGCCAAAGUACCCACAACCACAGUAAGCGCAGGCGUGAACGCGGGUGCCAACGCGGCGAACGCGGGCGUCACGGGUGCCGGUGCCAACGCGGGCUACGGCGCCGCGCUGUACGGCGGCGUGCAGCCCACCGGGUACCACUACGACGAGGCGCAGCUCAUCACCAGGACGCUGCCGCACCACAUGGGUGGAUACUACGAGGUGGGAUACGGCGUAGGAGGCGCGCGGGAGGGCACGUUCGGACUGGGACCUACAGACAGAUUCACGCGGACAGACGCUGCCUCACCGCAACAAGUCAGCCAGGUCCCUGCAGCGUUACCGCCCGGCUAUGCGUACUUCUACCAACCUCCCCCCACGACGUACCAAUAUGGAGUCUACCCCACGUACGGCGGCGGGUCUAACGUUGGUGGUGUCGGCGGCGUCGGUGGCGUAGGAUCCGUGUCCGGUGCCGUGUCCGGCGGCGGCAAGGUGUCCAGCUACUCGCAGCAGCAGCCACCGUACGACCAGGACUCUUACAAACCUGGAGGCGGCUACAACGCGAGCGGAAACAAGGCCGCAGCGGGCGCGCCGCCCGAGCUGGCGUCCGCCAUGUACGCCAAACCCCACGUCGCGCUCAACAAAGUCAAUAGCUACGACAAGGCGGCGUUCCACAGCGGCACGCCGCCGCCCUUCGGCGCCGGCUCGCACCUCUACAUCCCCGCGCCGCACUCCGCGCACCAUCCCCACCACCAUCAGCACCAGAUGGAUGUACGGGUGAACAGUAGUCAUAAUAGGCGGGAGAGCGGAGCGGCGCGCGCGGCGGCGGCCAAGCCGGCCGCCAGCAAGCCCAGCUACUCGCAGUCCUACUGGGCGCCCAACUAGCUGCACGCCCUAGCGACCGUGUCCCCGGGCACCUGUAAAUAGUCGCCACGUCGUGGGCGCUCCUCCAAACAAAACUGAUUAAUGUAAAAUACGCAAGGAAUUUGAAUGACCUAUGUUAAUAUUUCGUUCACACCGGCGCCGGCCGCAGGUCAUCGCCCGAUAGGAUAUUGUUUAAAUUUAACUGUAGAACUAUGUAUAUCUUAUCUUUGUAAUAUGUAUAUGUAUGUAAGCGUUUGGUACGCUAUGCGCGCCGAAUCUUUUUGUAUUUAGUUGACAGAGUUUUUGUAAUUACAUAUUAUAGUUGAAUAAACGUUCAGCGAUCUAUAAAGUAACGUAACUACCGUAGUCGAGGUCUUUUUUAUGUGAAAGAAUGCAAUGUGUUGAUCUCGCGGGCAUUUGAAAGUAUGAGGGAAUUACACGUAUUGGAACUUGA